Molecule: messenger RNA, 612 nt
Organism: Cylicocyclus nassatus
Lineage: Eukaryota; Metazoa; Nematoda; Chromadorea; Rhabditida; Strongylidae
Source: the annotation of a GenBank genome assembly
AUGAACAGCAUUCUCGUGUUUGUCGUCCUACUCGAUUUCGCACUUUGCGAAGAACCUACUCCUCAGCCUCCUCAGGCUCUCCCCGAAAUAAAAAAGCCGGGAGAGGCAGGAAGACCAUUCAAAGGAAUGGUGCCACCAAGACGAAGAUUUUUUGACAAAAAAUUUGACAAUCUCAGCGAGGAAGAAAAGGCGGAACUCGAGAAGAAAAGAGAGGAAAUAAAAAAGGAAGUGCGGGAAAAAAUGGUCAAGCUCAUCCAAGAUUUGAACGGCGCUUUGGAUAAGCAGUCUGCAAUCCUGGACGACAAGGCACUGAGCCGCAAGGAAAAACUUGAAGCGCUCCGCAAGCUGAAAGAGGAGAAUCCAAAGGUUUACAACGUUCUGAAGGCCAUCUUCCAGCAAUUUGUUCCAAAACCAAAAUUCGGAAGACGAAAUGGUUCUAAAAGGAUGAUGGGAUCUUUCGGUUUCCGUCGAGACAGGAAACCCAGUCGUGGAUGGCAAAAGGGACAAAAAGAGAGAACACACUUGGAGAUCAAGACCGCGGAUGUUCAACCGCAGAUCUUGCCAAAACCUGUGAAGCCUGUGGAAGCAAAUGCAGCAUUCGUUAAAGCUUAA